Molecule: messenger RNA, 4529 nt
Organism: Rosa rugosa (rugosa rose)
Lineage: Eukaryota; Viridiplantae; Streptophyta; Magnoliopsida; Rosales; Rosaceae
Product: disease resistance protein At4g27190-like
Exons: 3
Coding region: 229-2877 (882 amino acids)
Molecular function (GO): protein binding; ADP binding
Source: RefSeq, a predicted model, not a curated record
AAAAAAAAAAAAAGGUGAUAAUUUCUUUCUUUAGUUGUGCCUUUCCUCUCUUUAUAUAUUUCUGUUUGGUAUUGAUUCAUUCUCAGUACAUUGUCAAUCUGUUCUCUUCAUUGGGAAAACAGAGAAAGAAAGUAACAAAAAAACAGUGGUCGUUCCUUUCUGUUCUUCACCUUUGAACUGUUUCUGUCAUUCUCAAAAAAAAAAAAAAAGAUAAAGGCACUGAAAGAAAUGCAAGAUAUUAUUCUAGCAGUUGCUACACGAUUGGCAGAAUGGACGGUGAGACCAAUUUGGCGGCAGUUCAGUUAUGUGAUUCAGUACAAGAGCAACAUUGAGCAUCUCACCAGACAGGUUCAGGAACUGCAUGAUAAAAGAUAUGGAGUGGACAUGGAGGUGAAACCUGCUACAGAAGCUUCGAAGAUUAUUGAUCCUGGAGUUAAACAUUGGCUGGCUGAGGUAGACAAGCUGAUAGGAGAAAAGGAGAAGUGUUUCAAUGAAGAGACUGUAGCAACAAAGGCAGCAUGCUGUAAUGGGUCUUUUCCAGAUUUGAAGUGCCGUUAUUCUUUAGGAAGGAAAGCUAAGAAGAUGACUAUGGUUUUUGAUUACCUCCUUGCUAAAGAUCUCGGGACUAUAGCGCAUCCUGCUCUUCCCCCAGAGGUGGAAUUUCAACCCACACAAUAUUCUGAGGAUUCUUCUCAGCUUGCAACCAACUUCCAGGAAGGUGCCAGCUCCUCAGAAACAUCUAACCAAAUUCAGCCGCCUACAUCUACAGGAAAAAAUAUUUAUUUUGAAUCGAGGAGAUCGACCAUUAGAAGUGUAAUGGAAGCUGUGAAGGGGAAUGAGAUCAAUCCGGUUGUCAUAUGCGGCAUGGGAGGUAUUGGGAAGACAACAUUGAUGGGGGAAGUUGUUAACAGAGCAAAGAAAGAGGGUCUGUUUGAUGAGUAUACAAAGGCAACUGUUAAAGAAACUCUUGACAAAACUCCUGACAUUUGUCUGAUUCAAGAUGAACUUGCUCGAUAUCUAGGUCUUCCACUUGAAGGAAAAGAAAUAGAUGCAAGAGCAAACAAGAUACGUCAAAGAUUAUCUGCAGGUGCCAAGAAGGUUCUUGUAAUAUUAGACAAUGUUUCGACAACAAACCCAGACUUUUUGUGGGAAGUAGGGAUUCCUCGUGAUCAAAAUAGUUGUAAGAUUUUAGUAACAUCAAGAGAACGAGAUGUAUUCAAGGACAUUGACACAAAAAAGAAUUUCCCCAUCAGUGAUUUGCCAGAAAAUGAGGCCUGGAGCUUGUUCAAGAAGACAGCAGGAGGUUUGAUUGAAUCUGAUCCCGAUUUGCAUUUGGUAGCAAAACAGGUUGUGAAGGAAUGUGCAGGGUUGCCAAUUGCAAUUUCAACUGUUGGAAGGGCACUACAUGGUGAAGGAAUUGCAAUUUGGAAGAAUGCACUUAGGGAAAUGGAAAAGGCUUGCCCAGAAAAUGUUCCAGGAGUGAUAGAUCAUGUGUAUGGAAAAAUAAAAUUCAGUUAUGAAUGUUUACAAAGCAAGCAAGCCAAAUCAUGCUUUCUGUUAUGUUGCAUAUUUGCAGAAAGCGUUGAUAUACCGAUUGAAUAUUUUGUUAGAUUUGGGCUUGGGCUUGGGAUCUUUAAAGGCAUUGAUUCAAUGGCUGAAGGAAGAAACUGUAUAGAAACAUUGGUUCACACAUUAAAAAGUCGCUUUCUAUUGUUGGACAGUGAUAAGAAAGAGUGUGUGAGAAUGCAUGAUGUGGUGCGCGAUGUAGCCUUGCAUAUAGCCUCUGAAGGGUUGACUCAAAAGAAAAGUGAUGAGGUUAAAGAGAGAAUUGUGGCAAGACACUCGGUGGAAACUGUGAAGUCUAUGGAUUGGCCAAAGAGUAGUGUUUCCGAGCAAUCUACUUACUGCAGUUCACUGUGUAUUGGUGGGCUUUCGGAGCUCUUACUGUUAAGAUGCAUAACUGAAAGUGGAUUGGAGCCGCCACCCACAAUUUUCAAUAGAAUGGAAGAUCUCAAGGUUCUCGUAAUUGCAGGUAUUUCUCUAUUGUCAAUACUGCCAUCACUUCCAGUUUUGAGAAACCUUCAAACAUUGUGUUUGGAGGAUUGCUAUCUAAACUUUGAUGUAGUAUCUGUCAUUGGGGAGAUAAGGACACUCAUGAUACUCAGUUUACGUGGAUCUGACAUCAAACAACUGCCUGAUACAUAUAAAAAUUUAUCUAAUCUAAGAUUACUUGAUUUGUCGAGAUGUAUGAAACUUGAGAUAAUCUCACCAGGUGUCAUAUCAAGUUUAUCCCGACUAGAAGAGUUGUAUAUGUGGGAUAGCUUUGAAGAUUGGGUGAUUGAGAAACUAGCCUCAACAGAAACAACCGAUUGGAUUUCUCAAUUGGAAGCUGAGACAAGAGCUAAACCAGAAGAACUCCACGUGGAACUGGAGAUGUGGAAGAGAUUCAACAGAUUGGCGGUUGAGCAACCAGCAUAUCUAGGAAAGAUGUACAGAGAGGAGGUUCAAAAUUUAUAUACGAAAGACGAGGAGCACACAUACAGAAGGUGGGCCAACUCCAUGGACUGGAAAAUUGGGAUACUUUCAGAGCUACUUUCCUUGUCCAGUUUGACUACUUUAGAAGUUGUUCUACCACCGGUUGAUAGUCUGGUAACCAGCAAGCUAUUUGACAAGCUUGAAAGAUUUAAGAUCUCUAUAGGAUGGAAGGAGCAUAUAUAUAAUUGGGAAUUAGAGCCUUACGGAAACUACUUGAGAGUUCAUGAUCUUGAUGCAAGCUCUCUUGUGAGUACUGGAAUCACUUUGUUGCUAAAGAAAACCAAGACUUUUGAGUUAAAAAUGAAGAAUUUGACAGAACCUCUGAAUGUCUUAGAUACAUAGUGCUGUUUUGCAAACUUGAAGUCUCUUGCACUCGAGGAGUGUGAAUCUUUGGAAUAUCUGAUUGACAUGACACUUGUAAAACCUACACCACAUAGUAGUGUCUUUCCUGUCCUGGAUCGUCUGGUUGUAUUUGGAGGAAGUAGGCUGAAGGAGAUUUUUCAUGGUGAGCUGCCAAUGGGAUCUCUUAAGAAACUACGUGAGAUGGAUUUACUAUGUCUACCUUCAUUGACCUAUAUUUGGAAGACCAAAAGUCAUUCUGAAUGCUUGAGAAAUAUUCUAGGAUUCAUUGAAGUCCUAAAAAUAAAAAACUGCCCGUCGUUGGAAGAGAUCGUUGCCUUGGAAGGAUCAAGACAUCAGGAGGAAGAAGCAACCAAAGAGAUCAACUUCCAAAGAUUGACAGAGUUGACUCUUGCAGAUCUACCAAGUUUCAGUGGGAUAAGCAAAAAUAUCUAUAAAAAGGAGUUGGAAAGGCUACCGGAUGUUAUCAGUCUCUAUCCAAAUGUUUUGACAGUGGAACAUUCUAAUGUGUCCAUACAACAUCUGUUUGACACCAAGGUUCAAUUUCCAGUUUUACGAAGACUAAAAAUUGAAGGCAUGGACAACUUAAAAGAGAUAUGGAACAGCGAACUUUCACCUGAUUCCUUCUGUGAACUAAAGUUUCUAAUAGUGAACAGAUGUAACAAAUUAUUGCAUUUGGUGCCAACACAUAUGCAAAAUAGAUUGCAGAAAAUGGAGUUCAUAUGUGCACCACACUGUUCUUCACUGGAAGAGAUCUUUGAUUUCAGGAUGCAAAGGAACAAGAUCAUGGAUUUCAAACAAUCUUGUCAAGCCUUUCAGAAUCUAACAGAUAUAUCACUCUGGGAAUGUAACGGUGUUAGAAUUUUGCUCUCUCCUUCAAUUUCCGGGGGUCUUGUGAAACUCAAAGAACUAAGGAUACGGCGGUGCCAGAAGAUUGAAGAAAUAGUAGCAGCAGCAGCAGAGGGUGAAGAAACAGAGGAUAGCAACAUGUUCCCUCAGCUGAGUAAAUUGGUACUUGAGGAUCUACCAAAUCUUCGAAGCUUUUCAGAAGGCAAAUAUAAUUUUGAAUGGCAACUGAUGAAAUAUAUAGAUAUUGGAAAAUGCUAUAUGAAGCAUUUUUGUUUUGGAUCCCUCAGCAUUCCAAGGGAAGUGAUUAUAUAUGUUAGUGAUGCUGGUGAGAAUCUUUUGCAGGAGCUCAAUAACAGUAGAAAAGAAGUGUGAUCAGAUUUGGGCACUGUUCAUCAUUUGCUCGUGGGGGAGUGAGUAUGCAGGAGCUGCUUGGUACAGCUUGGUAUGUUAUGUAUGUUUGCAAAGUUCCCUGCUCUAAGCGGACUCAGCCUGAGGUGAGGAGUAGUGGCAACCAACGGGGCUGUAAUUUUUGAUUUUAUGUUAGACUUUGGGGUUGGAGAAGAGUACUAGUUGUCUGAUGUUUCCCAGACCCAAAAAAAAAAAAAAAAAAUUGUAGUCUGAUGCUUUAAAACAAAUAUCUUCUUUCUUUUGUAAUGAGCAAGUUGUUUUGUGGAAAAUUUUCUAGGAUAUUAAGUGUUGGCCAUUUUAGUGUAACAUGGGACUUUUCAAUGAGAAUCUGGAAAGAACGAAAAGUGUAUUUACUAAUCUGUAAUGUAUCAAGUUGA